CACUUAUCAUGCCCGUUUCGUCUGUUACACUUGCUUGUCGAAGGUUCCGGAGCAUAAGCCUGGUUUGCUGCGGAGCGAUAUACAGUAGUACUGAACCCCAAGGUUGAAGAUGUCUAUGGUUUUGAAUUGUGCUGCUGCAUCACCUUCUUGUACCACAAAUUUGAUACAUAGGAGAUGGAAAGGGGAACGGUUACCUUCACUGUUCUCAGCAUCUGCUAAGCCAAAUGGGUCUCCGGUGAAUGCGUGUUUCUUCAAUCCCAUCCAGGAACCCAUUCUCAAAGAAGCUCUCAAGGAACCUGUUGCCUUCGCGGGAGGGAUAUUUGCUGGCCUUCUAAGACUUGAUUUGAAUGAAGAUCCUCUGAAGGAAUGGGUUGCUAAAACAGUCGAGGCCUCAGGAAUUACAGCUGAAGAAAUUGAGGCCAGUGAUGAUCAAGCAGAGGACACCCCUCAACAGAUAGAAAUUGAAUGACUUUUCUAUUCCGUCUUUCCGCGUUGACAAUGCUCUUGUAAAAAUACAAUAUUUGUUAUAAAACCUAUAAUCUGUAUGAUGAAAAAAAAAAAAAACGAUAAUUGUACUCUUAUAAAGAAAUCCAAAUCUACAUGAAACAUGAACAGACAUUUCUAUUGUUGUA
Lycium ferocissimum is the source of this 632-nucleotide messenger RNA. RefSeq names its product UPF0426 protein At1g28150, chloroplastic. The record is from RefSeq and is a predicted model, not a curated record. The transcript has 3 exons. Bases 110 to 469 code for a protein of 119 amino acids. Lineage: Eukaryota; Viridiplantae; Streptophyta; Magnoliopsida; Solanales; Solanaceae.